Molecule: messenger RNA, 3106 nt
Organism: Pectinophora gossypiella (pink bollworm)
Lineage: Eukaryota; Metazoa; Arthropoda; Insecta; Lepidoptera; Gelechiidae
Exons: 3
Coding region: 65-2473 (802 amino acids)
Source: RefSeq, a predicted model, not a curated record
UUAUCGUGUUUGUUUUGGUGUCUCGAAUUUCUCCUUCAGAAUAUUAUCUGAAUUUUACAUUAUUAUGAAUACACCUAGAAGUGGAAUGGUGCAGGAUUAUUGGAAGGAUGGGUGGGACAUUAACAGAUAUAGAGAAGACAAUGAGAGUGAGGAUCAUUGGGAAUUAAGGAGGUUAUUCAUAGAACGGUGGAAAACUGUUUAUCCUGAAGAAAGACUCUUGUGUUUGGCGGAAGUAUUCGCUAACAUGGAAUGGCUGGGAUGCCAAUAUCCUACCGAAGUCAUGAAAGAAGUAGCUGGGCUGUCCCAUGAAAUAAUUGAAGCCUACAGAAGUUCCCGUUCAGAUAAAUUAAAGAAAACCUUAGUUACUGCUGCAGAUUCAUACAAACCUAUGGAUGGAACCAUACCAUCAACAGCUCCUAUGGCAGCAUAUACUUUCUCACACAGCGAAGAUACCACACAACUGGUGUCUUUGCCCCUACACUCUACCGAUGUUGGUUGCCCUUCAAGCGUAAUACCAACAGAGGUAUUACCACCGAGUAGCAUGGUUCUGGAUGAGACUAGCAAGACGUCUUGUAGCUCGGUCCAGUCCAAGCUCUCGCAUUUGAAUAUGAUGCUGGGUAUCACCAGUACAUUAUUUCAAUCUGACACAGAAGUCAUUAACAAGUUAUGCAAGUUGCCUAUAAAGGAUAGGGAGCCACAAAAGCCGAAGCCGUGUGGCUCUGCCCAACUUAUGAUUCCAAUUGCCAAAAUUGCACUCCCAACUGCUUCAGAAGUUACCGACUAUCUCCAACCUGAUCCUAUUAAUAAACAGAAAGAAAACCCGAAUCAAAAUGGGAAACCCUGUAGCUUCAUCCAAACCAUACAGUCUUCUUAUAAGCUGACCUCCAAUACUUCAAUCCCAACUGAUUCUCAAAGUGCUUCCUGCCAAAAUCUACCUGUUGAUCAAUAUACAUCCUGGAAACUACCUCCACGGAAUAGCAAGUAUCAAAACCCGAAAUCCUGGGGCUUAACUCAACCCAUGCUUAGUAAAAUCAGUAUAUCAUACCCAUCGUACACUUCACAAGUGGGUACCAACGAGCUUUCCACCGGCUCCAUUGGUGUCUCAUGGCAGAUAGUCCCGCAGGAGAAGAGCAAGGCUCAAAACACCGAUAUUAUCUCAGCUGUUGACACCGAAACAGCUAUAAAUGAAGCUUUGGAUAAAAAUACAGCAAGAGAAGGGAAAAAAAAGACAAUAAAAAAGAAUAAGAAACAGCGACGUAAAGCGCGGUUACUCCGUGAAGCCGCUGCAACUGCUACGAUGGCUACAACCGUUGGCUCCGAUUCGCAUAUUCCCGUACAACCUGGAAAAACCACUGCAAACCUGAAAAAAACUAUAGUUAGUACUGCGACGAACACUGUCAUCGUAUACCAACCGACCAACGAAUGCCCCCAAUCCAUCAAAGGAACUGCAAUCGUAAAUCCGGCAAAGAGGGCCAAAAAGAAGGCUAAGCGCCUUGACAAGCUGUCCCAGCCUACGAUGGCCUGCCUUAAUAAGAUUUUUACGACUAGUGAGCUUAAUCAAGUAAGACAUGAGCCAUCAUCCAUGGUCAAGUCAACCCACCCCAAGGCUAUUCAUGCUCAAGUCGCUGAGAAAAGGACAGGCUCAAACGAAAUUGUUACACCUAAAGAGGAAGCGCGCAUAGAACCACCAUUUGAGAUGGUAGCUACCACCUACAAGGAGGCAGCCGCAGCGAACUUAGUGGCAGCCGUUACCACCGACAUCUACGCCCCUUUGGACGCUGCAUCAGCAACUUACGUCUUGGAGGCCUUAACAAACCAGAUAGUUAAAGAAGCCAUGACAGUUCCUUGGGACACGAUUGAUAAUAGUCCGAAAUUCGUGGCGGAACCCCGUCACACCCACGGCCAACUGAGGGUAUGCUGUGCAAACGAAAACACCCUCGCGUGGCUUAAAGAACAAGUGGCAAAACUACGCCUGCCGUCUGGCGAAAGACUUAUCGCCACGCGCCUUUCUGAGAUACCAGCACGCAGACGAAUUCGCUGUGGGAUACUUGUCCCUGGCAGGUGGGAUGACGCAAAGGAGAUCGAGAAAACACUGCGGUUCCAAAAUCCCUGGGCACAAGUAGACAGAUGGUGGUUUCACGGUUCAGACAUUCAAGAGAAGCGCAAAGAGUUGUCGACUUUCGUUGUAGUAACGAUGCCGGAGGACAUUAUUCCUACUAUAAUGAAGGAGCAACGCCGAUUGGCGUUUUGUUUAGGAUCGAUCUACGUUAAAUUCUUUGAUGGGCCCAAGCUUGUGAAGAGACUUCCGCUACCGACGGCACCACUGAAGGCCUCCACUUCCAAAAUAGCUACUCCCGCACUGAAACAAGAAGCCCCGACGAUGGUCGUGCUGGAUGCCUUAUCAACGGAGUCCGAUGGGACCGAUUGGGCAGCCGAUAACUAUGGCGGGCACUACGCUAAUCAGAACCUGUAGAUUCAGAUACAGAUGCUGUCCAUAGAUAGCAUGACCUUUUUACUGCUGAUGUAAGUCAGCAUAAACACAGUCCACUACCCCAGAGGAACAUCAAGGGUUCUAAUGGGAAAAUGCGUGGAUAACACACAGCCACUAACGGUCUACGUGGUCUAGUCGUUAGAGCGUUUAGCUCUCGGUCUGGAGGUCCAGGAUUUGAGUCCCGGACCUAACAUACGGCACGUUAAGGUUGCUCUUGGCUACUAUUUACUUAAUAAGGUAUGAAGUUGUUACAAGAGGCAUGUCAAGGGAUUUGCGUUGGCGGCACAAUAAUAACAUUUGGAUUGAUGAGGCUGGACAUCUAUUUUGACCCAAGGGUUUAGUCAGAAAUCAGCGGCUACUUUAACUUGAGAGAAAAUAAGAGUGCUAUAAUCAUCUUGGUAGGUUUUGCUACAAGGAAUGGUACACGUUCACGCAGAAACAUCGUCUGAGGAGGAAGCACCACAGUGGCGAGAAUUAUAAUGAGUUACUCACGCCCCUGAUCACUAUAAUGAGCAGAAGGGUAGAAUCAGAAGUAAUCGGAGGACGAUUUGACUGAAACGGAGUCCUAAGAUUAUAAAUAACCGUCGAUAUCAACCGGCAUGACGAAAGCGUGUA